AUGCUCCAAGAUGUCCAAGCAGUGUUAUGCGCUGCACCUUCAGCAUGGAGUAUUGAAGUGGAUAUGCGCACACUGCGAGGCAUUCUAAAAGGAGCCUUGGUAGGGGCUGUGACCACCAGUUCACCACUAAUUUUCAAUACCCGCGAGCCGAGACCGCUAGCGAAGCCGGUGGAGGGGGUGAAGCAUGGUGCCAAACAUACUAUGAAGGAAAGCAAUGGAAAGGAGAAAAUCACAAGCACAAAGGGAAAGAAACCACUCAAUGGGGCUACGGUUAAACCGUUGGCGUCGAUAGAGGCUAUUGCACAUGUACAACGUUUGGAGAAAGAUCUCCAAGAGCUGCAACGCAGCACACAAGCGCUACUGGGUCGAACAAGAAACGUCUUGCUGCAUAACUUUGCGGAGCCAUUGAUUCGCGAUACUAAAGCGCGACGAGAGGCUGAUCGCGGAUACGUUCAAGACAUUUUUCGACUGACGUGUAUACCGGCCAAUACCGCCCUAUGUUAA
Molecule: messenger RNA, 504 nt
Organism: Echinostoma caproni
Lineage: Eukaryota; Metazoa; Platyhelminthes; Trematoda; Plagiorchiida; Echinostomatidae
Source: the annotation of a GenBank genome assembly